UGCAGAGACCCAGCAGAAAGUAAUUCCAUGUUUGAUAGCUAAAAAAAACAAUAACAUGGUCAGUAAGAUUUUCAAAAACCAUUUUCAAAACUCUAUUAUAGCAUAUAAAUGAAUCACACAUUCUAAAAGCUACUGUUUCAGUUUAAUCAAAACACCUAAAUGUGUUUUAAACUGUCUGAUGUGGACAUAAAUUUUUGUCAGUAAUAUACAGAGGAAACGCCUCUCGGUGACUCCGGAACAUUCCAGAGUUUGUUGCUGGAAGAGCUAAAGCAGGUUAAGUUAGGCACUGGGCGAUAUUUCAUGGCAUCUUCCCUCUCCUUUGAAAUCAUUGCACACAUCAACAUGCAGUUAAUAUCUCUUAUUUGCCAAACACACUGUAUCUUACAGCCAUCUCUGAUGAUGCUUUGGCCUUUUCUUUAUUCAUUUUAAUAAAAGCUCUCCUGGCGUGUUGAUUUAUGAUGUAAUUUCUUGUACUGUAGCAUAAUUAUGCAUUGGACAAACAGGUAAAAUUGUUUGACACCUUUCUGUGCGAAAGCCUUAAAUAAAUCAAUUACAUCCAUCCUCUUUAUUGCAGUAUCCUGUACUGUGCUGUUAAACUGCCUCAUUUUCGAGGGUGAUGUGUUUUUGAUUAAUUUCUGCACAGUUCUAUACAUUAUGUAAUGUAGUACAAUUAUACAUUUUUUGAAUGUUAAAAGCUGCUUUAUUGUUAUUCCCUGCCUGUGUUACCCACACCUUUUCUCCUCCACGUUGCGCCAUGACUUGUGUGGCCCUCUCUGAUUGAGCUGCUUCUGCCACUUCCGCCUCUGUUCCCUGGAAGCCAUCAGUGAAGCAUUCUGGAUAUCGACAUGCGUGUAAAGGUGCUUGUCAUGUGAACAAAGCUGGUGACUGAGCAGCAAGAGAGCCGGCCCCUAUUGAGCCCCUCCAUUGAUGACUUCCUCUGUGAAACAAAGUGUGACGCGGCCACACGCCCUGUGACGUCCAACACGGCAGUCCUGUCCUCAACCUUGGACUUGCUGGACCUCAGUGAUCCCAACGAGAGGAAAAAUUGCAACGAGAGGAAGAAUCUAAUGGCUAUGAGCGGAGACGGCCCCAAGAGCGCCCCCCACAGGAAGAGACCCGAUGAGACGGAGCUGAUCCAGGUGGACGUAGAACAAAGUGCCACUUGCUGCCAGACACCUGAGAGGAUGGCGCUGGACUCAGUCAAUAAUUCCUGUCCCUUGGAGAAAUGGGAGGAGCUGAACCUCUACCCUGAGAGAAACAGCAGCAGGAAAUGGAAACUGGAAAAAAGGCAUUCAUCAAAAAAUUCCUCAAACGAAUUCCUUUGGUCCUCAGAGUACAAGACUGCAUCAGAGUCAGCCACAAGAAACACAUUUGAAAUUAACGCCAAUGCUGAAGCGGAGCCUUUUCAUUUUUCUCAGGGCCGCUUGAGCAAGGAGCAAAGGUGGGGCAGCACCCUACUGUCCCGAAACCAGUCCUUGGAGGAGGAGUUUGAGCGAGCCAAAGCAGCAGUGGAGUCAGACACGGAGUUCUGGGACAAGAUGCAGGCCGAGUGGGAGGAGCUGGCUCGCAGAAACUGGCUGACGGAGAAUGACCAGGCCCAGAUCCCUUCCAGUGUCUCGCCGCACGAGAAGGGCUACUAUUUCCACACGGAUAACCCGUACAAAGACUGGCCCAACGCGUUUGAGGAUGGGGUGAAGAAGGCUCGCGAGGGGGACCUGCCCAACGCAGUGCUGCUCCUGGAGGCCGCCGUCCUGCAGGACCCACAGGACUCUGAGGCUUGGCAGGUUCUGGGAACCACGCAGGCAGAGAAUGAGAACGAGCAAGCAGCCAUUGUCUCCCUCCAGAGGUGUCUGGAGCUGCACCCCAACAACCUGCAGGCGCUGAUGGCAGUGGCCGUGAGCCUGACCAAUACGGGAAUGCAGCAGGAGGCGUGUGAGGCCCUCCUCAGCUGGCUGCGGCACCACCCCAAGUACAAGUAUCUGCUGAAGGGGAGGAGCCAUGUUGGGGGCUCACCAGGGUCCCAGCGCAAAAUGCUCUCCGCCUCCAGCACGAGCAGUGCCCUGCUGGUAGAUGUGAAGGAGCUCUUUUUGGAGGCUGCCCAGAAGAAUGCAGAUGUGAUCGACCCAGACCUGCAGACCGGCCUGGGUGUGCUCUUCAAUCUCAGCUGCGAGUUUAACAGAGCCGUGGAGGCCUUCAACAAAGCUCUGUCUGUCCGACCACAAGACUACCUGCUGUGGAACCGCCUGGGUGCCACGCUGGCGAACGGGGACCGCAGCGAGGAGGCCGUGGACGCCUACACCAAGGCCCUGGAGCUGCAGCCAGGCUUCAUUAGGUCGCGCUACAACCUGGGCAUCAGCUGCAUCAAUCUGGGGGCCCACAGGGAGGCAGCCAGUAACUUCCUCACAGCCCUUAACUUACAGAGGAAGAGCAAGAGUCGGCAGCUCUCUCACCAGGUCAUGUCUGGCAACAUCUGGGCUGCCCUUAGAAUAGCUCUCUCCAUGAUGGACCGGCCUGAGCUCUUCCAAGCCGCCAGUAUAGGGGACCUGGACCUUCUAAUGAAGGCCUUUAACCUGGACAUGUGAGCAUGGACUCACUGACUGCUACAGAAGCCAAGCAUCCAAAGCUGGAUAUAUAUUUAAAGGAGACAUAUCGAACAAAAAUUUCAUAUUAAACCCAACAGUUUUGCUGAGCACUUUUUCAGUCCUAGAUACGUGCUUCAAGAGAAUAAUUAGUGAUGGAUUUACACUGUUUUCUUGAAGAUCACAAAGACAGGUGGGAAUACAUUAUGCCUUAGAUAAUAGACUAAUAAAGUACAAAAAAAGAAGCUCUUACAAAAAACUGGGCAUUUUGCAAUUCUGACAUUUUAUGACCUGACAUCCAGUUACUUCCAGUGUGCUUUGGUAAUACAGUAAAUGAGUGCAAUUACAUUCUGCCUAUUUAAAUUCCAAUUAUUCUCACUUGGACCGGCAACUUCUUGUGUACACAAGGUGGUCAACAUUUUUACUUCUGUGACCUGUUGAGUGACAGAUUUUUUUUUUACAUCAGAAAGUUAACUCCAUCUCUCUGGGGACAGCAAGCUCCUUCCUCUCCAUCUCUGUACUUCGCAUCUCCGCCAAGAGCCAAAUGAACCAUCUACAGGCCAUUUCCCCAGCCCCCCCCCCAUCUUUGUUUGGAUCAAGUGGGCACCUUAAGCACCUCUGCAACAUCAGGCCAGUUCUUGGCUAAUUUGUUACAUUAAUUACAGUCCAGGCGUUAAGUGGCUCGUUUUUUUCAUAUACUCUUUCCAAAGGAGAGUCUAUCCUAUCAAUCUCACCCUCAGGAGCUCGUGUCUUAGGCCACAGGUUUGGUUGUUUUGUCAGGCAUACAGCUAACGAGAUGGAUGGUGAGCUUGAUGGAUUACAGAGUCACAAGCCGCCGCGCCACAAGGGAUCGCAACCAACCUCUUACUUUCAACAAACUCUUAUCAAGUGUUGAGUAACGGAACUAUAAAUCAGUUUGAAAUGAUCAUAGGUCAUCUCAUGGAACUAACGGUCAAAGGUAUUCUGUACCAAAACAAAAUCGGUUAAUUAAACAAGGACAGAAAUCGUGUUUAGGUUUGUUCACAAUAUAGUAAAACAGUUCAACUUCCAAAACAAAUGAGACACGUGUUGCAAUAUGACUAGAAUGCAAAGUUACUCUACCAUGUUAGAUAUUCUCUGAAAAGGAAAAAAGAACACAGAGCCUAAUUUGUCUGACAGUCACUCACUGGAAUUGGCUAGAUGUAGAAAUGGCUGAAAUAGCAUUUAUUUGUCAGCUUCUAGGUGUUGAAAAUGCAUAUUAGCAAUAGCGUUCCACUUGUAUUUUAAACUGCAUGCCCAGAUGGAGAAGGUAAUAUGUUUGAUUUUAAGAACCUAUGCAAAAGAUCGCAUCAUGGUGGAGUCUUUCAGCUUGAUUCCACUCACCAAAAAGAUUUGAUUUUUUUUCUAAUAAGCUAUCCUAGCAAAUCCUAAAAUGCUUUGCUUUAUUUUUAUAGUUUGUACAUGAAUGUUGAGCAGUCCAGAAGGAGAAGGAAUGGUUUUGUCAGUGUUGCUGGAAUGUAAGUGCUUACUGAUUACUCAUUAUUUAUUGCUCUCUUCCCUGUGUCCCACAAGGUAUGCUGGGUUUGAUUCUGUAUCAACCUUUUUGCUUUAAUUGAGUUGGAUGACUAUCAUUUGAAGUAGUAUUAAAUUGAAUUUGUGCAUUUUCUGAAAACUGUUACAUGUACAGUUUUCUUAAUCAAAUGAACUCCGUGGAAUAAAAAUAUGUAUUAUACUUGAUUUUGUGGAAUCAAGUAUUUACAUAGUUAUUAAAUGAUUGACAAGUCAAUAUUUUUGAAACAUCUUUCAAGUUGUAUUAUUUUAGGUUUAAUUUUUGCAUGAACACUGUACAAACAGUAUAGCAAGUUUGAAAACACAUUUAGUUUAACAUGAUUUACUCUGGGCAAUUUGUUCAGGAGCUCAAUCAAAGCAAAAAGAUGAAUUAAGAGUUUUGCUGGUUCUCAUUCCAGCACAACCUUUCGUCCAGGAGAACCGGAGUCUGUCAGCCUGAUGCAUUACAUUAAUUCUCUGUUAAUGAUGGUCACUGAUGCGAUGUGACAGCAAACGACUUAGCAAUAUGAUUAAAGCAAUUUCUGAGCACUAAAAUAUGGAGGCAGAUUUUAAAGUUGUGCAAACUUUUUUAAAUAAGUGGAGCCUCUAUAUUUUGUAAACUUUUGGUUUGACACAAAAUCUAUGGAUGCAAUUUGAAUGGAUUGGGGUGAGACUAAGAUUUAUGUGGUCUCUCUGAACACCAGUGCUGUUUAACGUCAGCAUGUUGAAUUUAAUAAAUUCAACCUACUUUACAAUGGCCAUUAACAAGUCACUGAAAUGGAAGUCAGCUUGGUGUGAAGGUUUUGGGAUGAAGACCUGAAACAGCCUUGUAUGACAGAUAACCACUGUGGUCAUGUUUAGAAAUCAGAAUGGCAAAGGUGUGUCUUGAUCAUAGAAGAUAUGAGGACCCCCCCCUCCCCCCCAAUCCGCAUCCUUUCCAACUGCAAUAUAAUGUAACUGUAAAUUAAGAACAUUAACUGCAGGACAAAAGCUAUUAAUCAGUAUGUAAGCGAUAUGUGACCAUGUCACAGAAAUGUGAGUAUUGCAUGCCCCUUAGAGUAGAUCAAGCCCCAUCCAGCCCUUCUCUUGCCAGAAGUUUCCGCACCAAUCCGGCAUGUUGCUCUCACUGUGCAUUAAAGAGAAAGGCGUUCCUGCCGACUCGGCCCGUGGACCCUCCGUAAGGCGAAGCGGCCCAGAGACCCACCGUAAGCCGACGCGGUCCGUGGACCCUCCGUAAGGCGAAGCGGCCCAGAGACCCACCGUAAGCCGACGCGGCCCGUGGACCCACCGUAAGCCGACGCGGCCCGUGGACCCUCCGUAAGCCGACCCGGCCCAUGGACCCUCCGUAAGCCGACGCGGCCCAGAGACCCUCCGUAAGCCAACCCGGCCCGUGGACCCUCCGUAAGCCGACGCGGCCCGUGGACCCUCCGUAACACAACGAGGCCCGUGGACCCUCCGUAAGCCGACGCGGCCCGUGGACCCUCCGUAACACAACGAGGCCCGUGGACCCUCCGUAAGCCGACGCGGCCCAGAGACCCUCCGUAAGCCGACCGGGCCCGUGGACCCUCCGUAAGGCGACGCAGCCUGUGGACCCUCCGUAAGCCGACCCGGCCCAGAGACCCUCCGUAAGCCGACCCGGCCCGCGGACCCUCCGUAAGCCAACCCGGCCCAGAGACCCUCCGUAAGCCGACCCGGCCCGCGGACCCUCCGUAACACAACGAGGCCCGUGGACCCUCCGUAAGCCGACGCGGCCCGUGGACCCUCCGUAAGCCGACGCAGCCCGUGGACCCUCCGUAACACAAUGAGGCCCGUGGACCCUCCGUAAGCUGACGCGGCCCAGAGACCCUCCGUAAGCCGACCGGGCCCGUGGACCCUCCGUAAGGCGACGCAGCCCGUGGACCCUCCGUAAGCCGACCCGGCCCGCGGACCCUCCGUAAGCCGACCCGGCCCGCGGACCCCUCCGUAAGCCGACCCGGCCCGCGGACCCUCCGUAAGCCGACGCGGCCCGCGGACCCUCCGUAAGCCGACGCGGCCCAUGGACCCUCCGUAAGCCGACGCGGCCCCUGGACCCUCCGUAAGGCGACGCAGCCCGUGGACCCUCCGUAAGGCGACCCGGCCCAGAGACCCUCCGUAAGCCGACGCGGCCCGUGGACCCUCCGUAAGCCGACGCGGCCCGUGGACCCUCCGUAACACAACGAGGCCCGUGGACCCUCCGUAAGGCGACCCGGCCCAGAGACCCUCCGUAAGCCGACGCGGCCCAGAGACCCUCCGUAAGCCGACCGGGCCCGUGGACCCUCCGUAAGGCGACGCGGCCCAGAGACCCUCCGUAAGCUGAUGCGGCCCAGAGACCCUCCGUAAGCCGACCCGGCCAUGGACCCUACAUAAGUCACUCUCAGAUCUCCCAUGGGCACAUUUAUGAAUAGUUCCUAGAUUUUAAUUUCUAAUAAUAACACAGCAACUGAAAAGAAAGUUAUUUUUUAAAUAUAGAAUUUUAGGCUUAGUUUUGAAUUCUGCUAUAGAAUAGUGAUGUCGAUUUAGAAACCGAAACACCUUUUUUCGUAGAACUUCCCUUAUACUGUCUCAGGUGUGGUAACUUACUUGUAAGCAUGCUCCAAAAAAUUGGGUACCAUGAAGGCCGCAUGCCAGAUGUAUAUUUAUUUUUAAAAUCCAGUUCAUUUAUAAGCAUGGAGUUUCUUUUUUUCUCUUUGUAUACAUAAUAUUUAUCUAUAUCAAAUUAUAAUAUUUCUCAUAAUGCACUUUUGUUCUUUCAGUAUCUGUAUUGAAUUUAUCUAGAAUUAAAACUGCUUUGAUGAACAAAGUACCUAGAUAUAGAAAACUGUAAAAACUUUAUAAUCUGCAUAUAAUGGAUGCUGUUUAUUCUCCCAAGAUACAUCAAAGUUAUAGGUUUCAGGUAUAUUGUAUGGAUAAGAUUUUAAAAUAAAAUGUUGCAAUACAGACAGAUUUUACAUGUAUGUCUUUAGUUGUUUUGAGCUGUUUGUGCCUUUCUUAUUGCAUUUGGCUGUACUUAUGGAAAAUGAUAUGCGUAACUGACUUAUUUGUAUAAUCUAAUGCGGUCUAUUUUCCUGGCCCAUUCACAGGACAGGGCCAUAAAUACCACUGGACUGAUA
Paramormyrops kingsleyae is the source of this 7234-nucleotide messenger RNA. RefSeq names its product peroxisomal biogenesis factor 5-like a (gene pex5la). Gene Ontology annotation, molecular function: protein binding. Lineage: Eukaryota; Metazoa; Chordata; Actinopteri; Osteoglossiformes; Mormyridae. Gene Ontology annotation, biological process: protein import into peroxisome matrix, docking. Gene Ontology annotation, cellular component: cytosol; peroxisomal membrane. The record is from RefSeq and is a predicted model, not a curated record.